UCAGCGCUCUACUUCUACGAGCGUGUCCUUACGUUUGGGCAAGAAGUGGAUCUCAUAUGGCGGCGCGAAAGGAUCGGAAUUGCUGUGCCUACGUUCUACGUGACCUUGCAUGCAGCCAUGGCCCUGUUCUUGCUUCUAAACAUAGCGCCUCCUAAUGCUCUUAUUGUCAUGUGCUUGACCUGCUCAGAUCUCGCAUCGUCAGUGAUUUCUGCAGUGCGUAUCUAUGCGAUCAAUGGCAAACGCUACGCCGUGCCGUUGACCAUCAUGGCACUUUCGUUUGUGCCCAUUGCGGUGAACAUUGUAUGUAUCCCAUUUGCAGGGGAGAUCGCUACUCGGAUCAGUCUCGUCGCCGCCGACGCUCUCGUUUUACUGUCUACCUGGCGCAUCACAGGUGGUGUGCGGAAGCUUGCACAGGGCGUCGACAUCAAGCUAUCUAUUACUGUGCUUCUACUUAGAGAUGGUAUGUAUUUGUCGGGCAUGAAUGGUCACGUUGACUACUAA
Molecule: messenger RNA, 501 nt
Organism: Fomitopsis serialis
Lineage: Eukaryota; Fungi; Basidiomycota; Agaricomycetes; Polyporales; Fomitopsidaceae
Exons: 3
Source: RefSeq, a predicted model, not a curated record